Cottoperca gobio is the source of this 5777-nucleotide messenger RNA. It is a transcript of the gene plekhf2, whose product is annotated as pleckstrin homology domain containing, family F (with FYVE domain) member 2. The record is from RefSeq and is a predicted model, not a curated record. Gene Ontology annotation, biological process: endosome organization; endosome to lysosome transport. NCBI's taxonomy places the organism in Eukaryota, Metazoa, Chordata, Actinopteri, Perciformes, Bovichtidae. The transcript is spliced from 2 exons. Gene Ontology annotation, cellular component: early endosome. The coding region runs from base 177 to 905 and encodes 242 amino acids. Gene Ontology annotation, molecular function: phosphatidylinositol binding; metal ion binding.
UUGUUGUAUUUUCGGGGCAGCGGCGGUCGGAGUUUCCAGCUGCGGUCGCUGUCUGCGGACUCAGCGGUCUCUGAGGGGGGAGGCACUGCUUUACUGACAUUAUCUGGAAUACAACUGAGCUUCAAGUCACUGUCGAAGUUAUCGCACUACGAGAGGAGCCGUCGGGUGAGGUGAAGAUGGUGGACCGGCUUGCGAACAGCGAGGCCAACUCCAAGAGGAUUGCGGUGGUGGAGGGCUGCUUUGGCGCAGCGGGCCAACCGCUGGCCAUCCCCGGCCGUGUGCUGAUUGGCGAGGGCGUCCUCACCAAACUCUGCCGCAAGAAGCCCAAGGCGCGGCAGUUCUUCCUCUUCAACGACAUCCUGGUCUACGGCAACAUCGUCAUCCAGAAGAAGAAGUACAACAAGCAGCACAUCAUCCCGCUGGAGAGUGUCACCAUCGACACGGUGCCGGACGAAGGCGACCUGCGCAACGGCUGGCUCAUCAAGACGCCCACCAAGUCCUUCGCCGUCUACGCCGCCACCGCCACGGAGAAGUCUGAGUGGAUGAACCACAUAGGGAAGUGUGUGGGAGACUUGCUGCAGAAGAGCGGGAAGGCCCCGACGGGAGAGCAUGCCGCCGUGUGGAUCCCCGACUCGGAGGCGACGGUGUGCAUGCGCUGCCAGAAGGUGAAGUUCACGCCGGUUAGCCGCCGCCACCACUGCAGGAAGUGCGGCUACGUGGUGUGCGGGCCGUGCUCUGAGAAGAAGUACCUCCUGCCCAGCCAGUCGUCCAAACCCGUUCGCGUGUGCGAGUACUGCUUCGUGCAGCUGACGUCGGGAGGGCCGCGCUCAGACUCCAUCACCCGGCUGGGGUCAAAGUUCAACAACCUGUCGGACGAUGACGACGAAGACGACAGCAGCGACUGAGGAGCGAACUUCCUCCCGACGAACCACCUCGUCCCCACGUCGAGGAGGAAAUACUUAUUUCUUUGCUCCCAGAUGAAGAAUCGUGCUCCACCUCCGAGGAUUCAUUCAUUCACCUCAAACCAAAAUAUUUUUCUCUUUUUCCUCUAAUUCCAGCCGGGAUAAAUAUUUUCCUGAACAGUGAUUUAAACAAUGAAACGUGGAAUUAGCAGAACUCUGGGGGAAAACUGACUUUUCAUCACUUCCACUUUUUGCUCUUGAUUAGGCUGCGAUUAGUCACUACAGAACACGAUGGUGCUAAUGAGAAGCAUUCCUCCUCUAAGUUAAUUUCAUCUAAGAAGCUUCCUUUUUCCAGUUGUUUUUCCUUUUUAAUUGUAUGUCCAUGAACUACACAAGGUGAUUGCUUGUCAUUUCUGCAGGGAAAAGCAAAUGUUUGGUCUCUAACCUUUGAUGUCCUCUGUCCUUCAGGUUUUGCACCAAACGGGGCUCUUUUGUAAUAGAAGUUUGGUGUUUUCUGCGCUAUUUUGUAAAUUUGAGAUCCCUUUUUUAUCAAUAACAAAAUGUAGAUAUUACGCUAAACCCAGAGCUUUUCUAGUUGACCUAAAUGUAGUUGCUUCUGACAAAUCAGCGCGAGUGAUGUUCUCUGCAAACACACACAGUUUUCUCAGCAGUCGUCCCUCAAAAACUAACUCUACCUUUUGCCUUUGCCGUCACGUAGUGCCUUGUAGAAAAUUGCGCUCGGCCUUCAGAAAGAAAAAAGGGUUAUUUGUUAAUGAAUCCACGCAGCAAAUAAACAGGGACUUCAUGACAGUUUGACUCUGAAACACAUUACACGGGGGGGAGUAGUUCUGAAGCGCAGGAACCAGAUGCAGUUCCGUGUAGACUUUUCCUGGAAAAUUCGCUUUUUCCUGCAAGACAAUUGAAAGACUUGAAACAUCCAGGAACCUCUGACUCUGUUAGUAUAUGUACGAGUUGUUUAAAAGCCAGGCAAUGGUUUUAGUAUUGAGCUGCAUAAAAAUGUUUUCCACUAUGUGAAUUUAACAUAAUUCUGCUUCAUUCCAUAUUUGUUGGCGUUUAGCUUUUCAGAAAACAACAUCUUCACAGUUGUAUAACGGCAAUAACACAGCAGACGCUUUGAAUAUAAAACUAAAUAACAUUGGGUACAGCCCUAGUUAGUGGGAAGUGUAACUGAGCUCGUCACGUACUCCCCAACUCUGAACACAAACGAAUGAUUAAAACGCGUCAGAUAUUCUGAAUCAGGGUUAUUGUGGCCGCACGCUGAAUUCCUGUAGUGGAAGAACCCGAACCGUGUAGAAGUUCCUUCCUCUUGGAUGAGACUUCUCUACAAAGUUUGUUUGAUGCAUUAAAUAUUGGCUGUAAUUUAAUUUCUGGAUUUACAAAACUGUGAUCAGGAUACAAAAUGAUGUAAUGCGUCACAGAGAGCUACGACGGCGUAUCGGUGGGGGGGGGGGGGGGGAUAUCUUUCUCGCAGAUAUAAGACUUUAUAUCCAGGAAUAAAUUCAAGUUUUGUUUAUCGCAAAUUUGUGAGUUAUUUUUUCUUUAUUUACCACUUCAAUCUCAGAGAAUAUUGUAAAUGUAGAAGUUUAUUUCCCCUGAAUAUUACCCCCUCCCUCUGCUCCCUAAGUAUUAUUAGUUUGACCUACAAUGACCCUGAUACGCCGUCGUAGAGCAGCAGUGGAUUUCUUUUGUUCAACACUUGGCUGAUGCUUCCAGUGAAUGAAAUGCAAUAAUCAGGAAGUGUUGGAGCCUGCGCGUGUUUCUCUCGUCUUGCAUCAUGAGGCUGUAAGUCUCGUUCAGUAGUUCACUUGCUUUGCUUUUGCUGGAAAGAAACAUUCGGCGCGUCGUCUUCCUGCCAGUGGCUCUUCCCUGUGCUUCUGAGGACACAAAACAAACGCACCCCCCUGCUCAACUCUUGUGUAACCUCACAGGAACUUUCCCUCCACUGUCUGCCAACACCCGCUAACAUGGCCGUCCUUCCCUUCCGUAUGUUUUGCCUUUACUUUUUCACAGCGUCUAAUCACCUAAAUCAUGUGAUCUGUCGCUGAACCAGGAACUGAAAAGGCCUCUAAGAAAAACUUCCCGGUGCUCCUGUGAAGAGUUUCAUUCCUGAUAAAGAGGCAAACUGAAAAUGAAACACGUAUGACUUCUCACAUUUUUGUAACGUGAGGAAUAUAACAGUUUUUAAAGGGCAAUAAUUUGGAGCCAAAACCUUUUAAAAUAAAUUAGCAAAUUAUUAAUUUAGUUCGACUCCUUUUUUUAUUUGUGUGAUUUUCUCUGCAGAAAUUUAUAUUUUAAAGUUUCUCCUCAUUGGAGGUCCAAUCAGCUGGGAUCGUCAGUUCUGCUGCAAAUGAUAUUCAGUGUAAUCGUGUCAAGAGGUCGUCGUCGUUGUUGUUGUUCCGCUGCAUGUCUCGGGCUGUGGUAACAAUACUCCAGUGUUUCCUAUUACACCGGACAUUUUACAGGAAAAGAUAUUAGACUGUGUGUGUGUGUGUGUGUGUGUGUGUGUGUGUGUGUGUGCGCACCUUCAAGUUUACAGAUUGACAUUAUUAGGUUCCCUGUUAACAUGGUUCUAAAUCUGAAAUAUUGCUAAAUAGUUUUAUAUGAAGCGAUAAAAUAGAUUUAUUGUGAAGCCCUCGUGCGGAGCAGCAGUAAUGUGAGGGAGUACAUGCCGUGUAGACAAAUGCAAACCCUGCGUAGUUAUGUGGGCGUAGAAGGAAACGGACUCUGUGUUGCGUCAAACAUCUCUGCACAUGAGAAAACGCUUCUCCUCUGCAGGCAGCUCGUCUCUUGCACCUGAGCCGACUCUGAUCCUGUGGUGUCUCCUCUUCGUCACCACGGGAGGAAAAUGAGUGUUUUCAGGCAGAUCGAGAGUGAACUGUGAACACGGCUGCUUGUUAAGCUGCCAGUGCUCUCGCUCCGGUUGGGUUUGUUUUGCACGAGGCCUGGCGGAGAGGUGCACGUUGUGUGAAGCCCUCCGUUAGAACCGAGCAGCUUCAGGAACAGAGUAGAUGCUGGAAUGAAACUCUUCAGAGGUGGACUGUAACAUAUAAGUGACAUCAAACAUCAUUCUCUUCACACGUCUGCGUCAGAACAGGGAGAAGAAUGGGAUCGUUUUCUUUGUCUUUUACAGAUUUAAUGUUAAUGUUGCUGCAGUCAAACAACCGGAGAUGAUUUAGAGAACGUGACAUGUUGACGAUCACUAACCAGCUUUUAGAAAAGUCGCUGUGGCCGGUUUGCUUUGCACGUAACAAAGUUGGCACAUUGACUUUGAUCCAGGUGGAGUAGUUACUUCAACGCUGGAGUCCUUAAAACAAAUCUUCAUGUUUUUAAUCCUGUUUUUUUGUUUGUACAUUUGUACAGAUUUGUUUUGGGUUUAUUCUUUGUUGUACAGUUCGGAUCCGUUCUGAAAUGACGCUGUUGCGCGUCUCCCUCCUCCCGUCUGUCACAUCUCAGCAGCAUCUGCAGCCUUUUCAAAACGUCAAGUAAACAAGAGAUCCUGGCUUCUGUAAAGCAGGAGGUGAGAGAAACCUGAUCUCCUGGAGAAAUCACAGCUAGUCUGCAGGACGGGGUACGCGUCUGCAGGACGGGGUACGCCGUACCGCGUCUGCAGGACGGGGUACGCCGUACCGCGUCUGCAGGACGGGGUACGCCGUACCGCGUCUGCAGGACGGGGUACCGCGUCUGCAGGACGGGGCGCAGAGAGGGGAAACCAUUUGAAGUCUGACUAAGUGGAUUCUACUCAGGAUGUCCCGAUACCAGAAAUGUGGUAGUCUGCAACUAUUGUUUUCAUUAUCGAUUGUUUUCUAGAUGAAUCAUUCGGUCAAUAAAAUGUCCUCAAUGUCCAAAACUCAAAUAUAUUCACUUUAAUAUGAUUAAUACCGGUAAAAGCAGGAAAUCUCUGAAAACAGCAUCAACAUUUUAAUCAGUCUGCAUCGUCCAGCGGUUUGUUCGGACACAAUGUGAUCGAAAUGUUUCGGAUCUGAUUUCAAGGCUUUUGAUUACAUUAACAGAAACUCUAAUGUAGUGGCUUUAAUUUAAAUUGUCAUUUUGAAUUGUUUCCUUUUUUUCAAAUAGCUGAUCAGGUGACUGAUGAUCAAAACGUUAAGCUUCCUUUAAACGCUCAGCGUUGAUCUUUAAACGUCCAUUUUAACGUGUUUAUUUCUGUCGCUGAUGUCUCUUUGUUUUUACUCAUCAAGACUCUGCUGCAUUGAUCCUCAUCAACUCGUUAAGUUUUAGAAGAUAUUUUAAAAUUAAUACAUCGUUAAUUAAAUUUGGAAUUUCUCUGAGAUACGAACUCGUUACAAGUUUGUCAUUAUAGUGAAAAGUUUCUCACUGUUAGAAAUAAGCUUCUGUAGUUUUGUCCCUGCUUUAAUUUCCUUGCGGUAAAUGUGACGGGAUGAUGAGGAUCGAUGAAAUUAAACUUUCUGAAAACAACAGUGUGAUUGGCUUUAACUCAAAGUCUGUGAGAGGAUUAGUCCUGAAAAGCUCCAGAAUAAAGUUUGCACAUGGACUCACAAUGUGAGAUUGAUGGGACUUUGACUUCAAUCAAAGCUGCAGAUUCUGAGAUUUGUUGGGGAGACUAACAAAGGAGACGUGUUGCGACUGGCUGAAAGAGAUCAUUUUGUUUUAUUUGGUUUUUGUUGUCUCGUGGAUUUUGUUCUUUCUGUUGCCGUUUGUCAUUUUUGGUGUUUUUUUUCUUUCUUCGUUUCAUUUUAAUACCUUUUUUUUUUAAAAAGCUUAAUAAUAAUAAUAAUAAUAAAGGGCUUCAAUCAGAAUGUAACCCAGCAUAUCAUUGUUCCUUCAGAAAUCUUUAAGUAUAUAUUAUAUAUAAAUAAUGUAUUGUCUAAAGCUGGA